Molecule: messenger RNA, 2756 nt
Organism: Cynara cardunculus var. scolymus (artichoke)
Lineage: Eukaryota; Viridiplantae; Streptophyta; Magnoliopsida; Asterales; Asteraceae
Product: putative late blight resistance protein homolog R1A-3
Exons: 1
Coding region: 1-2646 (881 amino acids)
Biological process (GO): defense response to other organism
Molecular function (GO): ADP binding
Source: RefSeq, a predicted model, not a curated record
AUGGCAAACACUGGUCUAGAAUUGUUGAUGGAGAACUUGAAGCACAUAAUAUAUUGUGACAACAAUCCAUUGAUCAAAAAUAACCUCUUUGUUCAGGACAAAAGGCCUCAGAUCCUGUUUCUAUAUCAGGAACUUGCGUCCCUGAGAACCUUCGUUAUUGAUAUGGAGGUUGCAAAGAAACCAAAAGAGCUCAAGAAAGUGGGAAAUCUGGAGAGAAGGCUUAGAAAUAUGGUGGAGGAAGUUGAAGACAUUGUUGAUCUCUUUCUAACUAGUACUUUCAUCAGAAACAACACAAGCAUGACGAUGUGUGAUUUUGACAGCAUGAUUCACUCCCUAAACUUUGAUCGUGUUAUGGAAGAGAUCAGAGACGUUAAGGAAGAAAUUAUGGAUAAGAAGAUGCAGCCCCGACCUGAAGGCGUGCAGCCAGCUGCUGGAGCUAUGAUAAGCAGAAAUCUAUCUAGUGCGGUACUAAAGGAAGAAAUCCUCGUGGGUCUUGAUGAUGCUUCAAUGGUUUUAGUGGAGAGACUUACUGGAAAUCAUAAGAAUUUAGAUGUCAUCUCCGUUGUGGGUAUGGGUGGAUUAGGUAAGACUACUUUAGCAACAAAAGUAUUCAAUGAUCGGUUUAUUGUUUAUCAUUUCCAUGUCCGUGCGUGGGUUUUAGUGUCUCAAUCAUAUGGUAAGAAGGAUUUGUUAAUUUCGCUUUUGACAUCCAUUGGUAAACUAACCCCAGAAGAAAUUAACAAGUUGAAAAUUGAUAAAAUCUCUGAAUUGUUGUACAAGAGCCUGAAGGGCAAGAGGUAUUUCAUAGUCAUUGAUGACGUAUGGAGUGCUAAAGCAUGGGAUGAUUUGAAAAUGUACUUUCCAAAUGAUAACACCGGGAGUAGAAUUUUGCUAACCACCCGCCUCUCCGAGAUUGCUUUCUACGCAAAACCCAGCGGUUUCGCUCACUUUCUACGAUUUCUGACCAACGAGGAGAGUUGGGAGCUAUUGCGGAGGAAAGUAUUUCAGGAAGAUGGCUGUCCUGAAAGACUAAUCAAGCCUGGAAAGCAAAUUGCUAAAAAAUGUCAGGGCCUACCGCUAGCGGUGGUUGUGAUAGCAGGAGUUCUAGUAAAGGGUGAGAAGAGCCAAGAAUUAUGGGAAAAAGUUGCUGAAAGUGUAAAUUCAUAUAUCGUUGGCAACCCGAAAGGAUACUUGGACACAUUGGCUUUGAGUUACAACCACUUACCUCGUCACUUGAGAGACUGUUUUCUCUAUGUCGGAGGCUUCCCAGAAGACUGUAAAAUACCCGUGCGAAGGUUGAUCUGGUUAUGGGUGGCUGAGGGAUUUAUACGUGAAGAGGGUGAAAGACUCUUGGAAGAAGUGGCUGAAGAUUACUUGAUGGAUCUAGUGGACAGAAGUCUACUUAUAGUCGCAAAAAGAAGGUCCAAUGGUGGGGUCAAGGCUUGUCGUAUCCACGAUCUAUUGAGGGAGCUAUGUUUGAAAAAGGCUAAAGAAGAGAAUUUCUUGCAGCAAAUAUCCAGGUCAAGUUACCUUUCCUCAUCUAAGUUUAUUCGAUUUACAGAUAAGCAACGGCGUCUAUUUGCAGACUCUAACUUUUUCACCGAGAUCUCUACAGACCAUUCAGCCCCACAUAUCCGCUCAUUUUUGUGCUUUAACAAAGAAUGGUACUUCAGUCUAGGAGUUCAGAGGUGUUUCCAUCCUUUUCUACUUCUCAGGGUACUAGAUUUACAAACUAUUCACACAUCUACAGUUCCCCUUGCUUUAGAACUGCUAGUUCAUCUUAGGCACUUAGCACUUUGGUCUGAAGUCACAAAGUUACCCUCCUCAGUAUGUAAUCUAUGGAACCUUCAAACCCUCAUUCUUAAAGAAAAUUAUUCAGGUUUCAUGAAGUUACCAGAAAACAUCUCCAAGAUGAUAAACUUGAGACAUUUGUGGAUUGAAAUGAUCAUUUCUAUACCUGAUGUUCAUAACCCAACCAACUCCCAUGUGUUUUUCAACUUGCAAACUAUUUCUAUGCUACAAUUACACGGUAGAGCUGAAAGUUUGUUAAAAAGGAUUCCCAAUGUCAGGAAGCUUGGGUGUGCAGUCUAUGGGGAUCAAAAAGAUUAUGCAUUCCCGAAUUUUGUCUUACUAGAUCACCUUGAAACUUUAAAGGUGAUCCAGCCUGAGGUUCAGGAGGUGGAAUCAUUGUUGUCAAAGAAGUUAAUUAGUUUCCCGGUGACUUUGAAAAAACUUACUUUAUCGGGAUGCCGUCUUCCUUGGUCUGGUAUGUCGAAAAUUCAAUGGUUGCCUAACCUUGAAGUUCUCAAGUUGCUAAACUAUGCCUUUGAAGGACCCUCAUGGGACACGGGAGAGGGGCAGUUUCAUCAACUUAAGUUUUUGAAACUACAGAACCUUGAUAUCCAGCAAUGGGAUGCCUAUAGCAGCAACUUCCCCUGCCUUAAACGAUUGGUGUUGCUAGAAUGCUACUAUCUUAAGGGUAUUCCAGAUGAAGUAGGAGACAUUCCUACACUUGAGAUAAUUGACAUUGAUAAACGGAACCACUCUCUCGUCAAAUCUGCUGAUAAAAUUCGAGAAGAGCAGCACACUAUGGGAAACUAUGAGUUGAAGGUCAAUGUGAUUGGGUUUUUGACAUCGAUAAGAUGACUUAUGGAGUUCCAGGUAGGCAUCACAAAACCAUGUAAAAUAUUUGGCAUAAUUUUUUAACUAUGUUACGUUUUGCAUGUACAUAUUACACACUCUGAGAUGAAAUGAUG